AUGGCGCUCCGCGCGGGAGGGCCGGCGCUGGCGCUGCUGCGGGGCCGCCUCAGCCUCCCCGGCCCCGCCGCCCGCGGGCACGCCCGGCUCGGCCGCUCCGGCGCCGCCGCGCAGCCGGCUGCCGAGGAGCCGGGGGAAGAUGCUGAAGUCAGUACCAGAAAGAAGACAUUUGCUGAAGUCCAGACAGAGCGACAGGAUCAAGCUGAACGGACUGUUUUAAUAAAGUGCCCAUCAAAAAUUAAUGAAAAAAAAUUAUUGCAGUACUUAUCCAGUCAUGGGAAUGUUAAGAGCCAUUUCUUUUUUGAAAAUCGUGGCAUCAAUGCUUUAAUAGAGUUUUCAGAAAAGAGCAGUAUAGCCUCGUUGCAGGAUGCUGUUGGGAUCCCAAGUGCUACAGAGCAUCAUGUUGUCCCAUUUAAAUCAAGACUUUUUACUUUCACACUGAAAAACCCAGUGAGUCAACACGUUGAAGAGACACCACUUCACCUCUCUCCUCAGUGUCACAUUCCAGUGAAAGACCUUAUUCAAAAGCUUUGUCUGGCAGACAGCAUAAGCAGUCAGAUGUACAUGCUACUGAAUGAGUAUCAGCUGACAGAAGAGAACAUCAAGCUGCGAUUUCUGGCUUGUUCUUUGGUUCGGGAUUUUACACGUGCAUAUUUCCCAGACAGCACGGUGAAGCCGUUUGGCUCUUCAGUCAACACGUUUGGCAAAUUGGGAUCUGAUGUGGACAUGUUUUUGGAUUUCCAUAACACAGGAAAGCAUGCUACCAAAAUGAAAAAAGGUCCCUUUGAAAUGGAAUAUCAGAUGAAAAGAUUACCAUCGGAAAGAUUAGCAACUCAGAGGAUUCUUUCUGUGAUUGGUGACUGCCUUGAUAAUUUUGGUCCUGGGUGUGUGAAUGUACAGAAGAUCCUCAAUGCCCGCUGCCCUCUGGUGAAAUUUUCCCAUCAGCCGACAGGAUUCCAGUGUGAUCUGUCAGUGAGCAACAGCAUUGCAACAAGAAGUUCUGAACUCCUGUAUAUCUAUGGCUGUCUUGAUUCCCGUGUACGAGCAUUGGUGUUCACCAUACGAUGCUGGGCCCGCGUUCAUGGACUUACAAAUAGUGCUCCUGGUACCUGGAUUACAAACUUCUCCCUGACCAUGAUGGUCAUGUUUUUUCUGCAGAGGAGAUCACCACCUAUCAUUCCAACCCUAGACCAACUUAAAGAACUGGCAGAUGAAAAAGACAAGCAUAUAAUUGGAGGAUAUGAUUGCUCAUUUGUUAGUGAUUUAACGAAGAUUAAACCUACAAAGAAUACAGAACCACUUGAUGUAUUGUUGGCUGAGUUUUUUGAAUAUUUUGGAAACUUUGAUUUCAGAAAGAAUUCCAUAAAUCUUCGAAAGGGAAAGGAAGUAAAUAAGCCUGAGCCGUCUCCUCUUUAUAUCUGGAAUCCCUUUGAACAAGACCUUAAUAUCAGCAAGAAUGUUAAUCAGCCACAGCUGGAGAAAUUUGUAGCUAUGGCCAGAGAAAGUGCCUGGAUUUUACAGAAGGAAGAUAAAACUCAGCAAAUUAUCGAUAAAGAACCUUGGGGACUGGCAGCUCUACUGAUACCGUUUGGAAGAAGUAAUUCCAGCAAGAUGAAGAAUAGGAAAGGAAUAGGAAGCGAAACAAUCAGAGGCCUCUUGGACUCUUUAAAGUUAAAUAAUGCAAACAGUCAACAAAAAGCAGUGGGCAAAUGACUAAAUAAUGACACAGAAACACAGUAGCUAAUAUUCUGUUUUAGGAAUUGAACGUGACAUGCAGUCCAAAGAACGUUACUUUUAAUAUUUCUAUUAUGGGGAAUGGAGAAUCAAGAAAUCUCUGGUCUUCAUCGUAGUGAUUUUUGUACAGGUCUGCUUUUUUUCUGUACAUAUUUCUCCUCCUUACUCCUCACUUUUCCAUCUGUUUUAUGAAUGAAGAGUAUUUAAAUGUAAGUUUUACAGAUGCAUUUUGGAAGUAGCCUUCAGCUGGGCACUCUUCUGUAAAAAAGGCUGACAGGAGCAGUAUGGAAAAAGCCUUUGGGAAUUCUCUUGGCUAGCAUACAAAUGAUAUGCUAAUUAAAAGCUCAAGAAACAACCACCUUUCCACCUUUCCAGAAACCACAGUCUGAAAGAAGAUAAAUGUGUUGGAACCAUUGUUUCCAAUCCAGUCAUGUUUUGGAAGUCAGUAAAACCCAAGUGCACGUAUCUAUUUUUGCAGUUGUUUUCCAUUCAUGUAGAUAGUGCCAAGACAAAAUAAAGAGAAUGGAAUUAGAUAGUCGGGUGUGCAGUUUCAAAAAGCAUUGCACCACCACAGCUCUCCAAGGAUAGUGCCACUGUUUUGUGUUGGAAAAGUGGGUUUACUCUUUUGUUUUCCACCUGAUUUAAAAUGUCUUUAGUUAAUUCUCCUUUGUUCUCUCUACCCAGGACUGGUCUCCACCCACACUUGUUUCCUAUUUUGCCUUCAGCUUCACUUUAAACCUGUAUUUCAGGUUCAGGCAGGAGUUCUUGAAUGCCCUUCUUGCUUCAUCACUCUCCCCAAAGCUGCUGCCUACUAGGUGUCAUGAAAGCAUUCCUGCAGAGGGAUCUGUCUUAUGUAGAGAUCCAGAGAAUCCUGUAUUAUGCUGGAGUCCUGUUCCCAGUCUUGCCUUGGUUUUCAGAUAAUUCAGCAGAACAGUGGCUGUCCCACUUCCAGAUCAGUUGGGCCAGCAGAAUCAAUGCUUUUUAUUGACUUAAAACUUUGAGUGCUCUUUGCAUCUGCCACAAAAAGAAAUCUUUUCAGAGGAAGAGGGAGGGAAGGAAAUGGGAAAUGGAAAGCAGGCAAAUACCAAACUUUAAAAGUGUAUUUGUGAAUGUUUCACCUGUCCAGUUUGAGAGCCACUCAUGCAUUAGACUGAAUUGUAAUUCCAGAGUGUUUUCUUCAUUCUUAACAGAAAUUCAAUAAAGGAAAUUACUGUAUUCAGAGAUAAUGCAACAUAAAUUUUAUGAUUAGCGUUUCAUUUUCAGUACUUUUAGACUCUAAUGUUGCACUGGUAUACAAUCUUGUGUAGACUUUUUUGUAAUGGUGUGAUCUGAACAAUUUAUAAGUGUGUUUUCUCUUUUCUCUGAUAUAUUAUUCAAUAGAAAUACUGUGGGCAAUAAUGCAUACUUCCAAGUACUUGUGAAAACUGGGCAAGGAAAAGUAUCUUCUAGCAGUUAGCCAACUAAAGUGUUAGACCUUCAGGUCAAUUCCAUAACAGUUUAUUUGGAGUUUCAGAUAAUACAUAUAUGUAUUUCUGAUUCAUGAAUGUUUUCUUAAAUAAUGACUCACAUACUCAUUAUCUUGGUUGCUGAAAUUAAUUCUCAUAUUAAUUUCUUCAGGAUUGAGCCUUGAUUUUGAAACUUAGUUUUCUACCUAAAUCCUGGUAUUAGAACUUCUUUUUGGAGCUGAUAUGAAUUUUAUUUUAACUUAAUGGUGCAAACACAAAGCCUUUGAUAGGAAACUUGACACAUUGUGUAACAAGCCUGCUGCUACCUUAAUCUUUACGGAACCUAGAGGUACAUUGUCUGCAGUUUACUCAGGAAUAGACUAUGUAACUUUCUGAAGAUUAGGGCAGUAUUCAAGUACUUUUCAAUUUCGUUUUUUUUUAUAUUAACCAAAUGGGUAAUAGUGUAAUAAGAAUAUGGAUUACCAGGGACAGAAGCAUGCAGCAGAAGUGUGACAGUGUGUACCUAAUUGCAUUAUAUUCACAGUGAUCCACUGACAUAGAUAGGAAAGACUUUAUAUGAAUUUUGACACAUAGGUACAGGACACUUGUAGACAAAUAACAGUGAAUUUUGUAUUUUGGUUGUAUGGUUGAGCCAUGCUGAAGCACAAGCUUCUUUUGUAAAUGAUUAUAGAUGUCCAAGCCUUAAAAGGCAGGGCAAAACAUGGUUACUGUACGUGCAGCGCCUUUCAGCAUCACUUUUCUGUUUAGACUGCCUGUCCCUUUUGGGGAUAGUUCUGAACCCUUGUCAUGGCUGCAGGCCAGUUUCUGCAAAGAGGAGAAAGAAGCCAAAAGCAGUGUUGUAGCAGUGGAAUGCACAGGUUAUUUUUUCAGAUAUCUCUGAGUUAAGGGAGCUGGUGACCAGGGAGCUGAAGCCUAGAGGCUGCAAGGAUCAGCUCUCAUUGGUGAUGUAAAUAAGCUCAGCAGGCAGCUUUCCUAGAAGAGGCUGUAGCUGGAGGAGGUGGAGGGCUGACCAUGAGCUUCCCUAAAGUAUGAGUUAUGUCUGGGGAAGAGCUGAGUGAAACUGAAGCCACCUGUGGGAGGAGAACCAAGACUUGAGGGGGUGUAUUUAUGAAAUCAAGAGAGAUGGUAUGAUUAUCAUUUCCUGAGGGCAGCAGUCUUGCACUGAAGAUAUUUAGAAACCAUCAAUAUGGUUCUGUCACUGAAAACAAGAGCUGGAUGUAUGUCAAGGAAGGACUAUGAUUACCAUCUAGAUUUGAGAGCUUAUUCGUAUGCUCAGAAACAUGUAAACAAUGUCUGUGCAAGAGCAAGGCAGUAAGUUUUAGUCACUUCUCAAACUUGGUGCUGAUCUGCUGUGUUGUAUGUGAUGGAGCUGUUUGCAAAGUCACAGAUAAGGAACACCAGUGAAUUAAACACAGUUUUGCCCUUCUGCCCCUUUCCCUUGCUGCAAAUACUUUUUAGUGCAAGUCUUGUAUUUCCUGGCUCUUAAAUCAUUAGGGAAACUGAAAACAUUCAGAAGUUCCAUGUCCUGAGAAAAUACGCUUUGGGCUAUUAACUUCAAAGUCAAUAUUUGUGGUCAGGGAUCUUUAUUUUUAUUUCCCUGGAUGUUGGAUGCUCACAAGUGUUGCAGGAAUAGGUUCUGCUGCAACUGCCACUGUUCCUCAUUCCUCUGUAACUUCCUGGGGAUCUGCAGCCUUGGCCUGCAGUUGGCUCCUGGGCGAGCAUCCUGGUGCCAUGCUUGUGAAGAUGCAGUCACAAAACAGACUUCUUGCUAUGGUUCCUGUCUCAGAUUCUGCUCUUUAGACUUGGAAUCACAAUAUUUUUCAGGUUGGGAGAGAACUCCGAACCUAGUCCAGCUGCCUUCUUUUGUGGUAUCAGCUGUGAGAUUAGACCAGGACAUUUUAUCUAGUCAGACUUCGAAAAUCUCAAGGAUGGAAACUGCACAGCCUGUUCUAGAUCUUGACUGUCACCAUCACCUUGGUGGGCUGGGCUGAAAUAUGCUGCCUCAUCAUUGUCAUUCUUAGUGGCUUUUUUUCUGGUCCUGAAACAUGCUCUCAAUAAAAAUGCUGUCUACUACAAGUGUUCAAGCUGCUUCUUCACACAGACAGCCCUGAAUCUUCCCUUCUUUGCCUGUCUUUCCAGAGGAACUCAUAUCAUCCAUCACAGCCCUCCCAUUACAUGCAAACCCUCCUACCAUAGCUGUUAUUCCCGGUGUUGUAGUAACAGCACAAGGAGCUCUAGUUCCUCCUGCUAGUUCCCCAGGCUGCCACACAUUUGUAUCUGUACAUUUUAGGUGGGUACCUCUUCAUAAGGUUUUAUUGUUCUUGAGGUCCCUUUUGUUCCAGUCACCAUCUAUCCUUCUCUCUCAAUCCUUGUCCACAAGCUGCUGGCAGCUGUGGGUUGUGGUUGUCCUCUUCAUUGUUCUAGCUGAUUGCUUUGAUAUGGCCACUGUGCAUAUCCAGCUUAAAAAGUCUUCAUGACACUCAAAUCCUGACUAGAAAAUUAAUUUCUAAAAGGCUCUGUGGGAAAAUAAGAGGUUUGAAUACCAGAUUGUACUGCACUGGCAGAAGAGCCCCAGAAACUACAGCUCCAUGUGGAGAUGAUUAUGCAGGUGCAGAAUCACCCUAGGGCCCACAGUGCUGUGUCUCUGUGACCUUGUUGCUUCCACAAGUGCAGUAGUGUGGCACAGGAUGCUGCUGCCCAGCAGAGCUUGUCUCACUUGGAUCUGACACGCUUGUGGUGCUGUGUCACUUCUAGGUGUAGAGCAUCAGGCUCUCAGCCACAGCCUCGCUGUGCUCCAUGCUCGUGCUCAUGAAACUGUAUUUUGGGAACAGCAAGUCUUCCCUCAUAGAAACAAAUCUGCAAGUUCAAUUUUUUUUUAUACUCUCCAAAGGUGCAGGCUGUGUUUUUGCUUUACAAAAUUUUGUACCUUUGGAAAAAGAAAAGGUAGACAAAGAACCUCUAUUUAAAUAAUUUUACAAACAAACUAGUUAAAAGUCCAUGCCAUGUUCAGCUGAAGAAAGUUUAGGAUUUCCAGCCUGGGCUGCUUUGGAGAUAUGAUGAAUUAGGAAGCUUUUCAAAGUAAAGUCAUGCUGCUCACUGGAAAGUUCUCUUCCAAAUGCUUUCCCUUGCUUAUCACAAAAUUGCCACCAAGGUUCUCUUCUAGUACUAAAUUCUUCUAAACAUCAUGGGUAACUUGGGGUCAGUUUGUUUAAAACAAGGGUUAGGAUUUAUUUGAGGCUAACCUGUGCCUGGAGAUAAAAUCUCCUUCUCCAUAAAUCCUCUUAGUUGAAAGUCUUGAUCCACUGCUUUUGCAGACUUGUUUCUCAUACUUUCUUUAAGCAGAGGAUUGGUUUGCUUUCUUUUGCAGGACCUCCCUGCUUCUUUUCACCCUUCCCACUGUCUUUUCAUCAUAUCUGACCUGUAAAAUAAUCGUAUUUCACUUCCCCUAGUGUUUUGUGAAGUAAAAGUGAAUACAGCUGAAUUCAAGAAACUGAUAAUUUUCAAAAAGCAGUUCUCAAAUUGCAAUAUAAUUUUUUUUACUGCUUCAUUUCUUGUGUAGACUGACUCUCCAUACUGCAUUUCCCAUGGCUUGUAGAGGGAUCAGUUAGCUGGGCUUGAUAGGUCUCACCUUUGAACAAGUAUUUUUGGGAAAUCUCUUCACUAAAGAGACUUGUUUAACACAGUCUGUUAUAUUAGAAAGCAGAAGUUCCCUGCAAAUUUUUGAGAGGCUCUCUACCAUUCAGGAUUUGUUCUGUUUCCCCUUGUUAUGGAGAAAACCAUGUUCGAUUUGUUUCACAGAAUGACUUCAGAGAUAGGUUUUUGUUCCCAUGCUGAGCUUUCUUGUGUAUACAGAUUUGUAGUCAAUGUAAACAGUGCAGCCCUGUACAGGAAUUUUGCAUGGAACAACUCCCAGAAUAUGUCUUGUAGGUAUUAUGCUCACAGCCCGACAGGGGAGGUAAAAGCCCCGGAAAUUCUAAGGCAUAGCCUCUCAUUUGUGGUGCUGACUCCAUGAGAUGGAACAAUUUCCAUAAUUCUGCAUUGGUUUUUCUCAUGUUGGACAGAGGAAAGACAUUGCUUUCCUGCACAGAAAAGGUUAGAAGUUGGAUUGUUGGGUAAAGGGCUCUUAAUACUUACAUUCCUUCUGAAUAUUUCUAUCUGAAGUUAAGUUUUCUGAAGUCCUUCUCUAGGAGUGAUUUCUAGAGAUUUUCAGGAUGAGAGAAAGAACUGGGAGAAUACAAAGAGGCUUUGUGGUGCAGGCAAUCUGUCAAAUAGUACUUAUUAUUAAAUUAAUAAUCAAAAGUAAUUACAUAGGGGAAGAUAACACUUGUAACAAUCCAGCAAGAUCAAGUAUCACUGCCUUGUCUCUGAAACAGUUUUCCUGCCUUAAUUUUCCUAAUUUUCUGUAGUCCAGUGGUGCUUUUAUAGAGGGAUGGGAUUUCAGGAAGCACACUGAAUGGAAACUACAGUAUCCAAUACAUGGGAGGGUGAGUGCUUUAGCCGUUGCAGUAGAUAAAAAAAAAGCACUAUCAACUGCAUAAUGAAAUAAGAUUCAGAGAUUUUAUUACUCCAGAAUUAAAAUAUAUAGAAUUGUUCUGUGAAUAUUUAGGUGAUUCAUAGUUCUUCCUUUUGAAAAUUAUCUUUGGAUACCAGUCAAAAGAGGGUUUGCUGAAUUGCUUGAUGUCUGAGCUUGCAAAGAAAAGUCUCAUUUGAAAUGACCAUGAUCUGUUGUGUUGAGAUAUUAAAGACCUUAGUGAUUACAGUUCUGCUCCAAAUCCCAUAUUUAAGAGGGUUUGCAUUGCAAUUGGCUUAUCAAUCUGGAACAUUAUAAUUUUCAGUUAUCCUAAGAAUAUCAAUGCUUACAGUUAGCAACAGACCUUAACACUUCUGCCACUUAGGCUGCUAUGAUUUUAGUCCUCCUUUUUACUGUAGACAGUAUUUUCAAUCUUUGAACUGUGUUGCAGCAAUUAAUUUUACAUUUCUUCUAUGAGAUAAAAAAGUAAAACAUGUCCUCUGUAUUUGUUCAGUAA
This is a messenger RNA of Catharus ustulatus (Swainson's thrush), 8227 nucleotides long. RefSeq names its product mitochondrial poly(A) polymerase (gene MTPAP). The record is from RefSeq and is a predicted model, not a curated record. Bases 1 to 1713 code for a protein of 570 amino acids. Gene Ontology annotation, molecular function: poly(A) RNA polymerase activity. Gene Ontology annotation, cellular component: mitochondrion. Lineage: Eukaryota; Metazoa; Chordata; Aves; Passeriformes; Turdidae. The transcript is spliced from 9 exons.